Saccoglossus kowalevskii is the source of this 853-nucleotide messenger RNA. Its product is annotated as kinesin-like protein KIF25. NCBI's taxonomy places the organism in Eukaryota, Metazoa, Hemichordata, Enteropneusta, Harrimaniidae. Gene Ontology annotation, molecular function: microtubule motor activity; ATP binding; microtubule binding. The record is from RefSeq and is a predicted model, not a curated record. Gene Ontology annotation, biological process: microtubule-based movement. Gene Ontology annotation, cellular component: microtubule cytoskeleton.
CAGCUGGCAAUAAAUAACACUGUUGCAUUGCCCGAGAAAUUUAUUAUUGUCACGGUCAACUAGGGUUGUCAAUUGAUUGGCAGUUUAUAUGUCGCUAUAGUGGCAAUUCACUUUCUUUGUUGUCGCGUUGGUGUCUCUAGGCACAAGAGAAUUGACAAUUCUUGGACAUUUUAUGACCUCGUCUGUGAAAAUCAACUAAAAAUAUUGUGUUGCCUGGCGGGCAGUGCAACUCGCGUCAUUGUACACAUUCGUAUCGAAGUUAUUUGUGUCUGUUACUUCGUUGGAGAAAACAAUGCCACGUUUAGGUCUGGACACUAGUCAUAUAAUACCAGAGAAGGUGACAAACCUUGAGAGAACAGUUCGGAGUAAAGAUGAGAGAAUCACUGCUCUGGAAACUGAAAAUGCCAUGCUUUACCUCAAGUUAGCACAGCUUCAAGGCAAUAUAAGAAAUACUAAAGAAGAAACAGGUCAUAUGAAGAGAGUUCACGCUGCUGAUCAGAAGUUUAAAAACAGAUUAUCCCAUAAUCUGAUUACUCUGAAUAGACAGAUAAAGAAUUUGAAAACUGAACUACAAGAUGUGCGUACAGCUGCUUUGGAUUUACCUGAACAGUUUUUAGAAGAAUAUGAGAAAGCAAUUGAUCAAGCUGAAUUGUACAACAAAAGAUGGAUGUCAGAUAAUUUAGAUAUGAAGCAGUUACAGUUAAAAAUAAUGGAGUUAGAUAAGUCUUUAGCUGAUGCUAUUGAAAGACAUGCCAGGGAAAAGAAGAGAAGAAGAGAGCUUCACAACACAUUGGUGGAUUUAAAUGCUUUACCAGGUAUCUUUUGUCAUCUUAAAGUAUUAGAGGAAGUAUAA